ACAAUUACAAAAAUCUUCACUUUAGGGGUUAGGGUUUUUCAGUGGGAAGAGAUUUGUGUUUGGAACGAACAAUCGAGAUCGAGAGAUGAGAGGGUUACGACUAUCAUUGAAUCAAACCCAGAAGAUUAGAUUGCAGAAAGCUCUGGAAACGCUCGAAUAUCUGUCUUCAAAGGCCAACUCUAACGCUACAGUCACUGUUGCCGAUACUAUCCCCGUCAACUAUGAAGACGGCGUCCUCAAGGGACAUGGAACAACAGAAAACGAUGGUGAAGUGGUCGCGACACUCUGUGGUGUGGUUGAACGAGUUAACAAACUCAUCUAUGUUCGCACUUUGAGGGCCAGGUACAAGCCUGAAAUUGGAGACAUUAUCGUAGGACGUGUUAUCGAGGUUGCUCCAAAGCGCUGGAGAUUGGAGAUAAAUUUUAGCCAAGAUGCAGUAUUAAUGCUUUCUUCAAUGAACUUACCUGAUGGCAUCCAGAGGCGGCGGACAGCAGUCGAUGAACUCAACAUGCGCAGUAUUUUUGAAGAGAACGAUGUCAUUUGUGCUGAAGUUCGUGGUUUCCAGCACGAUGGUAGUUUGCACCUGCAAGCAAGAAGCGAGAAGUAUGGGAAGAUUGAGAGGGGGCAGUUGCUUACCGUCGCCCCUUACCUAGUGAAGAGACGGAAACAGCAUUUCCACCACCUAGAACAGUAUGGGAUUGACCUCAUACUUGGCUGCAAUGGAUUCAUCUGGGUUGGUGAACACGUUGAAGCCAAAGAUGAUAUGAUAGAGGAUCGAGCGAGUAAAUCUGAGCAACAGAAUGCCAAAUCCAGUAAAUAUUCAAUGAGUCUUGAAGAGCAAGAAAAAACUUACACACCACUCGAGACUAGGCAAAACAUAUGCAGGACUGCAAAUGCUGUCCGCGUGUUGUCUAGUUUAGGCUUCAGUAUUACGGUAGAAGUGAUCAUUGAGACGGUUGAGUUGAGCAUUUCAUUAAAUCUUGACAUACAUGAGAUGCUUGGGGCGGAGUUCUGCGUUCUGGUCGCGGAGGGAGAGGCUGAACGGCGCCGUCGCUUGAUGAAAAAGAAGGGGUAAUCCUUGCCUCAAUUUUAUUUUAUUUUUGGAGGUAAAUUGCAGGCAGUGAGGGUUUGUUGUCUGAGUAGAUGGGAUGGUUUGUAAUAUCAAUAUUAUUGUUUGUCCUUCAAAUCAUCAUUCUAUUGUGAGAUAAUAAUUUGUUAAUGUAAAAAUAUUUUGGUUGAUUAGUUGAUUACCCGAUGAAAUAGAUUGCAAAUCA
Molecule: messenger RNA, 1274 nt
Organism: Camellia sinensis
Lineage: Eukaryota; Viridiplantae; Streptophyta; Magnoliopsida; Ericales; Theaceae
Gene: RRP4
Product: ribosomal RNA processing 4
Biological process (GO): nuclear-transcribed mRNA catabolic process, deadenylation-dependent decay; exonucleolytic trimming to generate mature 3'-end of 5.8S rRNA from tricistronic rRNA transcript (SSU-rRNA, 5.8S rRNA, LSU-rRNA); CUT catabolic process
Cellular component (GO): cytoplasmic exosome (RNase complex); nuclear exosome (RNase complex)
Molecular function (GO): RNA binding
Source: RefSeq, a predicted model, not a curated record